AUGUCGGGCCCUGCGACCUUUUCAUAUGCCCAGGCCGCAAAAGGCCAAUCAGCCACUCAAGUUGCUGGUAUUCAAUCCAGCUCAAGCCAAGCAGCUUCGACAACCAGUACCCAGAAUCACGAUCCGACUGCAACAAGCACGCGAGCCCCGUCCGUCGCUGCAUCGAAUGAUGCUGAUGCUGCGAACAGCACUCGAGACACGUCUGCCAAGCCAGAUGGUAUGCCCCUGACCAACGGUACAGAAUCGAAGUCAACGAAUGAUGAAGCGACUGCCUCGAGCUCUGUCGCUGGAUCCAUACACUCCUCGAAGCCUGGAGAGAAGCCUUCGGAUGACGUCGUACCGCAACCCAAUGAGAAGCGAGGACGAGGCCUAAAUGCCAACUCGCAUGCAGCAGAUAGCAGCGAUAGCAAGAAAGGCAGAAAAGGGAAGAAGGGCAAGCACGUCGCUGAGAAAGACUCAGAUGCGGAUGAGGCCGCAGACAAGAAAGAAAUUGUGCCCCCGAAAGUCGAGCUGUCCGAAGCACCCAUACCGGUGGUCAACCCAUGGACACAGAGAGCCCAAGCCAAGUCCAAGACGGCAUCUUCGCCGGCCCGGCAGCUUCGGCCCACGGGCAUGACAAACGGUGAUUCCCUGGCUAGCGGCCCUGCCCCCGUCUACGCUGAAUCAAGACAAGGCUUCACCCUCAAUGGCGGAUCAGAGAUGGGCGCCGUACAUAGCAAGCCCUCAUCCAAUGCAGCCAAGGGUCCGAAGAAGGAGACUGACAUGACUAGAACCAAUGGCAGUCAAGGGCCUCGACGAGCUGCACCAAGAGGUGGAAGGGCUAGCGAGAAGGACGGACAACCUACCUUCCCGGCCAUGACAUCCCUGGAAAACAACUCAUCUGCAUGGCCAACCCCAGAAACAGCAGCAGUUGGAAUGAAGACCUCAACUCAGUCCGAAAACUCCGAGAAGGAGGAAAAGGAUGAGUCCGGCCCUAAUAAGCCACGCCAGAACAAGAAGUGGGAAAAAGUUGACUUCACUCCCACUGUUAACUGGGAGACUCCUAUGCCUCUCAGAGGCGGACGUGGCGGACGUACUGGUGGUUCCCGUGGCGGAAGAGAUGCUGCGACCGGAGGACACUACAACGCGGGCAACUCGACUGACCGUAUUCGAGAUAACGGAACUAGCUCCCAAACCAACCCUGUUGCUAAGCGCGGCUCGGUCGAUUCUGCAGUGCCUCGAGACGCACGGAAGCAUGCCGGACAGCCGGACAGCUCCAAGACUUCUAGAGAAGUAUCCACGGAAUCUCAAAAGGCAGAAUGGUCGAAGCACAACCAGGCGGGCAUGGUCAACGGUCUGAAUAACCAGCACCCACCUCGCAAUGCUAAUGCCAACACCAACGCCAACCAACCUCUUGAGGAUGGUGCAAAGUUUGCCGAGGGGCAAAGGGACAUCCGAGGCCAGAGCAUCAGUCAGGGACAGAAUGGUGUCAACCACAGACAGAGCGAUCGCCCUAGAGGAGGCGGCCGAGGUCGUGGAGGUUACCCCAACUCGGGCAACACCAACGGCUUCUCUCACCACGCGCCGUCCUCCUCUUAUACGCCAGGUCUUCCUAUGGCCCAGUACCCGACAAAUCUCCCACCUCGACAAGCUGUCCAGUCCUUCUCGCCUGGGUACCAGGUGCCUUAUAACGGCCAGUUUCCGCCCCAGCCCUCGGGCAAUCAUGGUCGCAAGCAUGGUUCAAUGGGAAGUCGCUCACAGCAGUCACAGAGGCAGCCAAAUGGAAGACUGCCCACCCUGCCGCCAAUGAGCAUGCCGCCGGCCUAUGACCCUGCAAUGUAUCUUCCGCCCGGGACUUCGCCUUAUCCGGAUGCCCCUACCUACCAGCUCGUUCAGGCGCAGAUUGAAUAUUACUUCUCACUCGAUAACCUCCUCAAGGACAUUUUCCUGAGAAAACACAUGGACUCUCAGGGCUUUGUUCUCUUACGCAUCAUUGCUGGGUUCAAACGAAUGCGAGAACUGGGCGGCAACUACGAUCUCAUCCGCGCGGCCUGUCAAGACUCACCAGUCGUCGAUAUUGUCAUCGGACUGGACAAUGUAGAACGAGUGCGACGUCGGGACGGAUGGGAUAAAUGGGUCAACCCAAUUGAGGAGAGAGAUGUCUCUGCCCAGAAUGACGGACCUUCAAGUUGGCAAUACUACGACCGCUUCAACCGCCCAACGAUGCCACCGCCAUAUGCCACUGAUGGUCACAUGUUCUCACCAGCUGCAAUGAACUCUACGUUUGUUCCUUAUACAAACGGUAACUCUAUGUCAUCCCCCACGAGCAACGGUUUCAAUGGUCACGUUCGGCCAUCCCAGUCCCAGCUGUCUGCCACCGUACCUGAGUUCUCUCCGGGAGGAGGCUUCGGAUUCCCAGAUCAAGCUCCAGAUGCCUCGACUACCCACUUGCAGAAUGGGUGGGGCUCUUCGCACGAUCGAGACACUGCGUCUCUGCCGAAUGGUACUGCACACAUGGACAAUGACGUCUCGCAACCUGACCUUGCAGUGACGAACGGUGUCCGCGAAGGCAAUGAAGGCCAUUAG
Anthostomella pinea is the source of this 2565-nucleotide messenger RNA. The record is from the annotation of a GenBank genome assembly. Lineage: Eukaryota; Fungi; Ascomycota; Sordariomycetes; Xylariales; Xylariaceae.